This is a messenger RNA of Thalassophryne amazonica, 2805 nucleotides long. It is a transcript of the gene ltv1, whose product is annotated as LTV1 ribosome biogenesis factor. The record is from RefSeq and is a predicted model, not a curated record. Lineage: Eukaryota; Metazoa; Chordata; Actinopteri; Batrachoidiformes; Batrachoididae. Gene Ontology annotation, cellular component: cytosol; nucleus; preribosome, small subunit precursor. Bases 134 to 1534 code for a protein of 466 amino acids. The transcript has 11 exons. Gene Ontology annotation, biological process: ribosomal small subunit export from nucleus; ribosomal small subunit biogenesis.
UGGUUUUUUCCAACAAUGGAGGCGGUGUGUUGAGGCACAGAUCGUCGAUCAGCAACAUCCACGUUUAUUUCUGUCAACAACUUUGAGAUUUGAUUAAACUGUUGAAGAGCGUCGCCACUGAUAUUUAAAAAAAAUGCCUCAUCGAAAGAAGAAGUCGUUCAUCGAGAAGAAAAAUGCUGUGACCUUUCACCUGGUCCACCGCAGUCAGAAGGACCCCCUGGCUGCAGAUGACAAAGCGCCACAGCACGUUCUUCUGCCAGCCAACAAGGCGAAGGUCGAGAAGAGACGUGAGGAGCAACGAAGGUUUGGUGUUUUCUUCGACGAUGAUUAUGACUACCUGCAGCACCUGAAGGAAGCGUCCGGCCCGUCUGAGCUGGUGGCGGCUGCCCCCGUAUAUGGGGAUCAAGCACCCUUUCACGCUGGAGAAGACGAGGGCGAUGAAGAUAAAAUCGCUCCAGUGCAUACCGCAGCGUCCAUCAACCUGCCGUCUUCCGUGUUUGCGUCAGAGUUUGAGGAGGAGGUGGGACUCCUGAGCAAAGCUGCUCCUGUAUUAGGUCCCAGGCUGGACAUGGAUCCCGACAUCGUUGCGGCUCUGGAUGAGGACUUUGACUACGACGACCCCGAUAACAUCCUGGAAGAUGACUUCAUCCUCAAAGCCAACAGCGCGACUGCACGAGCUGAACCAAAACAUGAUGAAGAUGAUUAUGAUGAUGAUGAUGAGUGGGAGGACAUGGACGAUGAGGAUGAAUUUGGUUCUGAUGGCGGUUUAUCGGAGGAGGACGUCCGAGAGUUUCUGUUCAUGGAUGAGGAGACGAAGAGUCGCUUCACCGAGUAUUCGCUGACGUCGUCUGUGAUGAGGAGGAACGAACAGCUCACCCUGCUGGAUGACCGCUUUGAAAAGUUUUAUGAACAGUUUGACGAUGAUGAGAUCGGCGCUCUGGACAAUGCUGAGCUGGAAGGAUUCAUCGCGCCGGACAGCGCUCGCCUGGAGGAGGUCAUCAAAGACUACUUCAAACAGAAAGAGAGCGAGUCCCUGAGACCUGAUGACCUCAGUCCUAAAGAACUCAGCGUCCUGCAGGAGGACAAUGAGGAGGAGGACAAGGAGGAGAUGGAGACUCUGGUUGUGGAGGCUCCAGAGGAGAAGUGGGACUGUGAAACCAUCAUCAGCACGUAUUCAAACAUUUACAACAGACCGAAAGUCAUUGAGGAACUGCCAAAGCCAACACUGAUCCGUGUGUCCAAGAAGACGGGAAUCCCUCUGGAUGCGCUUCCUGCCAGAGGACUGACCGCCAGGCAGGCCGAGCGAAUGACGAGGAUCAACGACUCGGACCUUCCGCGUGCCUGCACCCAACCGCGCAGCAAGGAGGAGAGCAAGGACGAGAGGAAGGCAAGGAAGCAGGCAGUAAGGGAAGAACGCAAGGAGAGGAGGGCGGAGAAGAAAGCCAACAAGACGGCCUUCAAGCUGGAGAAAGUCCGACAGGAGAAACAAAUCCUCAACCUGAGGACCAACGUUCAGGGUUUGAAGCUCGCGUAGCCGCAGACGUCGUCCGGAGCCUCUGCAGACCUUCAGGCUGUGGAUGAACGACCGAGACAUGAACCCCGAUCGAGGACGAAUGCAGUCGGAGAGGUUUUGAGCAGAUUCUGUAAAAUGAUUAAAGUGACGAGACUUUUGUAAAGAGCAUUAAAUUGUUCUUUUCUGUCACAAGAACUUUCAGGAACCUUAUGAGGAACUGGAACAAUUGUUAUUUUAUUAAAUGUCCAUGCAUCACUGAAAGAGUUCCAGAUGAGCAGGAGGAAUUUUCUCGGUCCUCUUUACCAAAAUAAUUUUUUUGUUGUUGUUGUUUUUUUGGAAAUUAUACACCUCUAGUAAUUUUUGCUAAAUAUCAACUCUUGGACUAUUCGUCUGGUUUCCAGGUUGAGCAGUGAGUUCAGUCCAAAUGACUCGGCUGUUUUAGCUAGCUAGCAUACCGCUGCUAAAAUUGAUUCUGGUAUCAACUAAGCUACUAGGCUUGACAACGAGCUCGUUUGGGAGUGACGGUAUUGAUGUGUUUCAGUAACCUUCUUUUGGUUAACAUUUAUAUGGAAACUGACAAUCAGAAGCGGUGGUGAUGGAGGUGCCAACAUGGCCGCAGGUUUUCAGUACAACAAGGUGUCAAGACGAGACUUGCGGUCCAGCCUCGCUGUACCAUAGCCAACACAGAACGUGUGGUGGCCAUCCAGGGUGUUAACUGUAAUCAGGUAGAGGUCAAUGAAGAAUUACACAGAGGUCAAACUUUUAAAAUGCUCCAAUCAUAUUGAGAAGUAUUCCACAUUAUUCAUCUGAUCACAGAGAUUUCUAAAAGGUAUAGUUUGGACUCACUUUGACUGAACACUUUGGAAUUAUGGGCUUAAAACUGCAACAAUGGUGACAAAACAGUGAAGCAACUUGUAUUGUGGUUUGGUACUACAUCAAUAAGCUUAAUUAAAUAAGAGGUCUGUUUCAGUUUGUACAGAGAUCAAACAUUGUUCCAGUUUUCUUAAAAGAUGUACAUUUUUGGUUGGAAUAAGAUUAAUAAACGGGACAGUUUGUCAGCAGUCAUUGGAUGGUCCAACCAGAAAAUUCAUUCAUAAAUAAAAAAAUAAUCCUGUGUUUCUGAUGUUGUUACUGAAGACAUAAAAACAUACUUCUCAGUCUUUCUUUUAGAAACAUGAAGGGCAGAGUUGAGUUUGUGUGCAAGAGCCGUUUUUCCAUCACGCCCCUUCAUGGGCUGAAAUUCCAGUUUGGGCUCACGGGACGUGGAGCAGUUCUACAGACAACACAAGUAU